Molecule: messenger RNA, 943 nt
Organism: Salvia splendens (bonfire salvia)
Lineage: Eukaryota; Viridiplantae; Streptophyta; Magnoliopsida; Lamiales; Lamiaceae
Product: U3 small nucleolar ribonucleoprotein protein IMP3-like
Exons: 3
Coding region: 376-717 (113 amino acids)
Biological process (GO): ribosomal small subunit biogenesis; rRNA processing
Cellular component (GO): Mpp10 complex; small-subunit processome
Molecular function (GO): snoRNA binding; rRNA binding
Source: RefSeq, a predicted model, not a curated record
AUAAAACAUCACUCAAAUCUUUAUUUGUUAGUGUAUCUUUAAUAAGUUAAAUCACUUGUGUUUAGGAGGAAGAAAUCAAUAAAUUUUGAUUUAACUACAGAUUUAUCAUGUAUUUAUAAUAAUCAUUCAUGAAUUAAAAGCUGAAACUGAUUUAUAUUGGCAUAUUUAAAAUCCAACAGAUUUAUCUUUGAAUGUUUUUUUUUUUCGUUUUUUUGAAAUCUCAUACAAUUUCUAGCGCAGGUUUAUCUCCGUUGCUUCUCUGUGCAUCUCUACUUCCAGACUCUUCUAUCCCUAAAGUUUCAUUAGAAGAAACUGCUAAAAAAGGUUAACUUUUUAGAAUGGAAGAGAGAAGGCGGGCAGAGGGAAAACCUAGCGAUGCAUCGCUAUCACGUUACCGGUAGAGACGAUUACAAAAAGUAUUCGCGGUUGUGUAGAACAGUGCAGAAGCUGGUCAGCAUACUUAAACAGAUGGAUGCGCGAGAUCCUUAUCGAAUCGAGAUGACUGAUAACCUUCUUGAAAAACUACGUAGGCUUGGCACUGUGUUGGUGAGAUUGAAGUUUGCAGAGCACUUGAAAGAAGCAGUUACCUACGUUGAACAAGGCCAUAUUCGUGUAGGACCUGAUACCAUCACUGAUCCAGCAUUUCUCGUAACAAGACUUUAUAACGUGGGUAGAUACAUCGAAGAUAAGAAGGAAGGUCUUGGAGUACAACGAUAAGCUGGAUGACUAUGAUGUGAUGAACUAAUCAUUUCGAACUUCCCAACUACUGUAUGUUCUUCUGCUCUAGUUUUUUCUGUUGUUUUUGCUUACACUAAGCAGUUCCAAUUAAAAGAAGCUUUAUGUAUUGAUAGAAAGUGAUGUUUUUUCACUUGUUUCUCUAUCCAGAGGUAAUGUAAAUAGUGUUGAUUUCCUUUUCUCCACCAGAGUAAACUCUUUUACAUUA